This is a messenger RNA of Amphimedon queenslandica, 639 nucleotides long. RefSeq names its product UPF0668 protein C10orf76 homolog. The coding region runs from base 1 to 639 and encodes 212 amino acids. The transcript is spliced from 7 exons. Gene Ontology annotation, cellular component: cytosol. The record is from RefSeq and is a predicted model, not a curated record. NCBI's taxonomy places the organism in Eukaryota, Metazoa, Porifera, Demospongiae, Haplosclerida, Niphatidae.
AUGGCGAAAAUGCUAAGGGAGAAAUUGAUCACCUAUUACGAGUUAAUCCUACAAGGCAAAGACCCCUCAUCAAGGAGAAGCGACUUCUGGGAUGAAUUUUUUCUAUUAAAAGCUAAUGUAGAAUUUUUAGAAGGAGCUAUUAUGGCAAUGUCUUUAUCUAACCUCAUGCAAAUCAAAGCUAACAUUAAUAACUUGUUUAUCCAGUGCUGCCGAAUGCUUCAGACUGAUGACAACAUGAUUAGAAAUAUCAAUGCUUUGCAGACAUUAUGUGUAUUAGUUCAGUCAAUUUAUUGUAAACAUUCAUCUUCUGAUUCCAGCAUUGAAGUGGUUGACAUCCUGAUUGGUGUCGAUGCUGCAGACUGUCAAAUGAGAAAUCUAAUUGAGUGCUUAUGCAAAUUUUUAUCAGAGGAAUAUCCUGUUAGUGUAAAGAACUUGUGCCUCAAAUUCAUACUCAUCAUCCUAACCUCAAUUGAUAACAUCAGUCAGAAUGUCAUGCUGGAAUAUUUCAUGCUCAACAGCAUAUUUGAAGCUCUCGUAUCAACAUUCUUUCAUCCUGAUGCUCGGGAACACCACGGCUAUGAUGCAGCUGUUGCCCUAGCCCUGUUAGUCAAUUACAGGAAGCAUGAGGUAUUCAUGUAG